This is a messenger RNA of Lentinula edodes (shiitake mushroom), 5430 nucleotides long. RefSeq lists its product as uncharacterized. Gene Ontology annotation, molecular function: protein binding. The transcript has 13 exons. The record is from RefSeq and is a predicted model, not a curated record. Lineage: Eukaryota; Fungi; Basidiomycota; Agaricomycetes; Agaricales; Omphalotaceae. Bases 1 to 5430 code for a protein of 1809 amino acids.
AUGCCCCAGAACUCAGAAGCACAAGCGUUCAUUGACCGUGUUCUGGCCUUGCCCAAAGGACCUGGAGUUUCACUGGAAAGCGUCCUGCAGCCGUCUCUCGAUGACGAAGCUGCACUCCGCCGACUUUUCGCAACGGAAAAGGAUAAUAAUCGUUUGAAGAAUCCCUACGUUGGCCUUGUAAAUGUCUUCGACGCGCCGCCCGACAUCAGGACUAUUCGUGCUCGCAUAGUCAAAGACGAGGAAGACCUCAACGGAAAGUAUGUUAUGCCCCUUUCUCCCAAGGAUCGCAAAGCCGAGGGUACUGCGUGUAUGGUGCCGUCUUUGGAAGAAUUUCAGAAGAAUUGGACCGUCUUUAGUGAAGGGUCUCUUUCACAACUGCUUGACUGGAACAAUGUCGUUGCUGCUGGAGGAUCUGUGCUGGCCUGCUUGGUCCCAUUGCCUGAAGAGGCCAAGGUGUCGAAGAGGGCAAUCAGGAAGUAUUAUCAUGGAUCCGCCUAUCCGUCUUCAGAUAUAGAUUUAUUUUUAUGGGGACUUACUCCACAACAGGCCGAAGCCAAGAUCGUCACGAUAUACGAGGCGGUAAGGGACUCCGUUCCGUGGGAUGUGACCUGCGUACGAACCAAGCACACUGUCUCCAUUCAUUCACAAUAUCCUUACCGCUCUGUCCAAAUUGUCCUGCGACUCUACACGUCUCCCGCUGAAAUCCUAGCCGGAUUCGAUAUUGACGCGCCCUGUUGUGCAUAUGAUGGUAGACGAAUCUGGGCUAAUCCCAGAGCUAUCACUGCCCUUAUGCGUCAGUGUAACACAAUUGAUGUUACUCGUCGCUCUCCCUCAUACGAGGUUCGUCUCACCAAAUACUCGUCUCGUGCCUUCGAAAUCUAUGUUCCAAACCUAUGUCGUGCUGAUAUUGACCCGACAAUCUACGAGCGAUCCAUAGUGCGUGUCGAAGGUCUUGCGCGGUUGUUGGUGUUUGAAAAGCUCAAGUACCCCAACGCCCGAGAGAUCUUUCUCCAAUCGAGAAGGACGUUGAGAGGAAGGUCUUAUGCGAACAGUGUACCAUAUUAUAUAAGGAAGAAGAGAACAUUGAAGGGAGAUCUGAAGAAUGAGGUUGCAAUCGGGGGUUUGGAGAUGAACAGUUAUGACGUGGUCUCAUUGCAUAUCCCGUAUGGACCUGGGUGGGAUGCGAGGAAGAUCGAUAAAUUGAUUUACCAGACGGAUCUCGGAAUGAACUCCACCUUCAACCCAAAGAACAAAAAUCGUCGCCUUCAUCGUCAUCCUGCUUUCUUCGGGACCAUUGAAGAAUGUUUGGAAGAUUGCUGCGAGGAUUGCCCAAAACCAAUAGACGAGGAUGAAGUCAAGCUCCAGGAAGAAGAAGACAAGCAGUAUCUUCGGGGGAGGAUUUCUUUCGUUCAACAAGACCCCGGCCGACAAUCCCUCUCCGGCUCCUUCAAUCCCAUCGACGAUUCAGAAUGGAGUGCCCAAGUAUUUAUAGGACCCACGGAGAAGUUCUUCCAGGUUAUAAUCACUUCGGAUCGUGCGGCGGUUGCUCGAAUGAUUGCGGAAGGUGUUGACGUAAAUCGUCGUGAUCACGUCGGGCGCAUGCCUCUCCAUGUCGCAGUCCUCGCAAAGGCAGAAGAUGUCGCGUGUGAUCUGAUUGAUGCCGGUGCGAGAAUCACGUCGAGACUAGCUGAAGGAAAGACCGCUUUGCAUAUUGCGGCACAGUUGGAUCAGCUCAAGGUAGUAAAAAAGCUGCUAGAGCGGAGUAAGAUGAACGAGGACUUAUUGAAGAAGGAUGGAGACGCAGAAGAAGGGAAUGGUGAUGUGGAGGUGAAGGAAGCAGUGCGGGAUUCUUCCGAGGAUGACUGGAGCUCUGCGGAUGAUGGUGUGAUCUCUAUGGAGGAAGUCGAAGACACGGAUGUGGACGACGAAGAUGAUGGUGACGAUGUCGACGACGACAAUGGGGACGAUAAUGAUGGCAGCCCACGCAAAAAGACCAAAUCAAAGGAAGUCAGUGAACGUCCCAAAACACCAACUGAAUAUAAUGCUCUUCCGGAAGAUGAUUCUGGAGAGCCAGACGUUUUCGAUAUCAACGCCCCAGACUGGGACCUCUGCUUUACCCCACUAUCAUACGCCAUACUUUUUGCUUCUUUGCCUGUUAUCGACACACUCCUUCUCAGUGGUGCAGAUGCGAAUCUUGCGACAACCGCUUCGUACCCUGACGCUCCGCGAUUACACCCUCUCUUAUUAACAGUGUACCAUUCGGAUGAAGAACAGGCGUGUUCCAUCGCCGAAAGAUUGCUUCAAGCAGGUGCCGCAAGUUCCGCUGCAGACCAAGGUCGUACCAUCUUGUACAAAAUGAUUGAAGCAGGGAAGACAAAGCUGGUAAAUUCUUUGCUUCGCCUGGAUCCGAAAGCUGGAGUAGUUUUGAAUUUGCCCUCCAUGAACAUGAACAAUGGACGGCCGACGUUCCCUCUCAUUGCUGCUGUGCAGCUUAAUAACCUCGAGAUGGUAACGACUUUGUUGGCGUACGGUGCCAACGUCGUCUUUAAGGCAGAGGAUGUCGUGCGAGCACAGGAACUUCGAAACCAACAAAAUUAUGGUAACAAUGUCAGCCACUUCAUUAACUUCACUCUCGGCGAACCUUUGGACCAAGUGAUACAUCCUGUUGAGGCAGCGCUCUGUUGCCACACUGACUUGAUUCAACUACUCGUUUCUGUUGGUGCGUCAAUAAACCGGGCUACUCGGGUGUCAACGAGUACAUAUGCGAAUCAGGAGAUUCUUCGCACCUACCUAGAUUGGGCCCGUUACGCUAUCGGCUGGAUAAACAGAUACAUAUCUGAACAACAGGACAAGAUGAAAUUGGAAACAAAGAAGUUGGAUUCAAUUACCACUGCCCCUACUACACCUUGGAGGACCUUUGUCUCCAGAACAAUCUACUUAUCUGACAAUGGGGUUCUACCUGGUUCUGAACUUCAGAAGAAGAAGUUUGUAGAAGAUCAAGUUGAAUUGGAAAAAACCAUCCGUAAAUGCGUGGCGCUUAAGGGAUUUUUUGGCGACGCUGAGAGGCUCCUCGUAUCGAAAGGUGCCAAGACUUACAACAUUCUGUUCGCGGACACUGAAAAACGUUCGACUGCCACUUCUAAUGUCUCGAUACAAAUCGACCAUCAUGACCAUAUUCUCUGGCAGCAAAAUUCUAGCUCGACAAAGUACUUUUUCUUAGGACAGCACGACUACUCCCGGGAAGCUGUUCCUAUGUAUUUAAAUGAUAGAUAUGAUGAACUUUUUGAAGCAUGUUGGAAAGGGGACGACAUUGCUGUGCGAAAACUUUGUCUUCCCGAUGAAGGAAAGGAAAAUGCACUUAAGGUAUCGGUUGCAGUGGCUCAUCCAACCAAUCAGUGGUUGCAAACCAAUCUUACACCACUUGUCGCUGCUAUUGAGGGGCGACACUGGAGUACUGUUCGCUUAGUGUUCGGCAUUUGUGUAGCGCAGUAUAAACCAGUCGACGAGAAAGAAGUAGCUUUCAGGCUCAAUAAUAUCAAUCUCGACGAGGAUGAUGAGGAUAAUCUGAGCGAUGAUGACUCUGCAGCCUCGGAUGUUACCGCCUCUGCUCAAAAACGAAAUCAACCUUUCAUAGACAUCGCUCAAAUAUCUCCGGCAGUGAAAGUCCCAUUCCCUCCCUCGCGACUUCUCAACAGCCACUAUGUUACGUAUGAAGAGGGUGGCGGGAGCCUCGUUUUGAUAAAAGCUAUCAAAACCAAAGAUUUCGAAGCUUUCGUUCACAUCGCUGAUUUGUACAAGCUCACAGAGCCUCCUUUGGAGCUCGGCCAAGGAUAUAUAUUAGACGCAAUCCUUGCAGCAGAUGAACCAGAGAUGCUCGACGAGUACAUCCGUCGUACUGGCAGUGGGAUAGACCUACAAUCUCAUGGUGACGAAACGGAAGAAAAGGAAAUACGUGCCAUCAAUGAUAAAAAUAAGAUUUAUCUGGGACUCUCGGUACAUGGGAAGAAGCGUAAAGAUCUGGCCCAAAAAAAUGAUCCUGCAAAUUUUCAUUAUCAAUUGCAAGACCAAGACGUGACUCCUAUAUUAUGGCGCGCUAUUCUAUCGUCAUCCAAGGAAGUUAAGAUCAUCGAGUACUUGGCAUCGACUCGCCCACUAGAAGCAUAUCGGUUUUAUGCAAUGACGCACGGCAGCGAGUUGAGCAUCCGUUUGCGUCGCAUAACCGAUCUCGAGCAAAUCCUCCCUGAUCGACUUGGUUGGUGUACCAAUAAUCUUGGAGAGUCGCCGCUUGUGGCGGCGAUCUUGUCCAACAAAUUGAAUGUCAUAAAGCUUCUUUUUGCGAAGAAACCUAAGCUGAUGUCUGCAGCUUUGAAAGAACGGAUGAAAUUCAGUGGCUUCAACCUUUUAAUGCUUGCAGUCCAAGUUGGCUGUGAUCCCCAGGUCAUAGACUUUUUGUUAGCAAAUGGUCAGUCACCUACAGAGACUGAUCAAAUUCGAAAAUGGAACAUCUAUCAUAUGCUCGCUGCUUCUUCCGUACCCGUUCUAUUUGAGCAUCUCCUGCUAAAGCUUCCCCGAGAUGUCAACGAGUUAUUAUUGCAACAACAUUGUAAGGGGAAUCUGGACACGCCUCUUCACCUUGCAGUUUCAAGAGGAGACUAUCGUACCUCUAGUAUAAUCAUCGACUAUACAAGAGCAGGCCUCGCAAUUCGGAACGUUUAUGGAUCGAUUCCCCUUCACAUUGCGAUAUCGAAAUCCCAAGCAAAGACAGUCAAGAAACUCAUUGAUUCCUCUCCAGACGAAUGUCUAUUCAUGGAGAAUGGUGUUGGAAACACCCCACUCGAGAUGACUACACUCUUGGAUUUGCUUGGUCGCCUCCAGAACGUCAGCAGAGACCGAGAACCUGAACUGGCCGCUCAACAUGUGAACCUCGACCCUUCCAGAAUCACUCUUGACAAGUUACAACAGGAUGUCCCUAACCUACGGCAAACAAUUAACACCCUUCUAAAGAAUGGUCCUCUCAAAAUAGACGACAAGUUGACUAAGGAUCUGUUCGCAUUUUCUCGCUUCAUGGAGACAAAGCUAACUGCCGCGACGGCUGAGGCCGAGGCUACUAAGGGAGGAAAUGAAGACGAGCCCGAUGUAAAGGACAAAUGGAAGGACCCUGAAGAUAGAGGCACAACUCUAAAGAUUAUCAAGGAAGCUAUUCUAGCCAGACCUUACCAACGUCAGCUCAUUCACUUGGUUGAUGUUCAAAAAUCGGUCGGAAGUCACCUGAGUAGUGCGGAACUACGUUCGAACACGGAUGCAAACAAUCAUAUGCACCAACGUGAACAUGAUGAAGAAGGUUUGGAACCUGAAGAAGAUACAGAGAUAAAGCUUCGUAACUCCAGUAUAGUGUAUCGACGACUAGGGCAGCCACUACUUAGAGUAUAG